Messenger RNA from Anarrhichthys ocellatus (wolf-eel), 6562 nucleotides. It is a transcript of the gene grin3a, whose product is annotated as glutamate receptor, ionotropic, N-methyl-D-aspartate 3A. Gene Ontology annotation, molecular function: ligand-gated monoatomic ion channel activity; signaling receptor activity. The coding region runs from base 661 to 4410 and encodes 1249 amino acids. Gene Ontology annotation, cellular component: membrane. Gene Ontology annotation, biological process: monoatomic ion transport. NCBI's taxonomy places the organism in Eukaryota, Metazoa, Chordata, Actinopteri, Perciformes, Anarhichadidae. The transcript has 10 exons. The record is from RefSeq and is a predicted model, not a curated record.
UUUCGCCGGUACAAGUGUUGGUACAGAGGUUGACUCGAGCCAAGCAGCGCGCGCGCUCUGGAAAGCUUUUAGGGUGUUUACUGAAACAAGGGCAGGAAAAAAAGCUGUUUUUUUCUUUUUUUUCAUCUCGAGUACCGGGACGAAGUGAAUGUCGCUCCUGCGCUCUGGGUGAUAAUGGGAUCAUUUUCCUUCGAAGACAUCGAGCCAUCAGAUGUCUCCAGUGUUGGAUUCCACUGUUUUGGAAUGUGUUUGAUACGCAUUAACCUUGCUUUUCGACAUCUCUUCCUCUUGGCUUGGCUUCACAUUAUAUCUGCCAAUGGAAUAUGUGGAAAUGUUACCAUUUGAUUCCGCGACCUGUUCAGUAAUCAAAAAGCUUGAAUGAUGGAAAUCUUUUGAGAUGAUAAAAAGCACUUUUGGGGAUCAUUUUUUUGCUUGUGCGCGGCUCGUGCCUGAUCGCGCGCCUCAGCAGCCUGUUGUCUGUGUCCGUGGAGAAACGCACAACUUUGCCGCGAGCUGGAGCCGGAGUUGGGGCUGCAGCGGCGGGUCUGAGCGCCGCACGAGGGCCACACGCAGGGGGCCAGGAGGGGGACCAACGGAGCGGCCCCGGUGUUCCGCCAUUCUGUGGUUGGACGGGGAAUCCGGUGCAGCUGUGGAGCGCGGAUGAUGAAGACGGUGAUGAUGAUGAUAACGAAUGGCCCGGCAGCUCGAGCAGGCACCGGGGUCUUAUGUUUACUGCUGUGCGCUCUAGUCUUUCUCCCGCCGUGCGCUCACUCUCACCCUCAGCCGUGCCAGGUGCUGAAACGGAUCGGCCACACGGUUCGGGUCGGGGCUCUGCACGUUCAGCCUCGCUUGCUCUCCACCUCCACCGGCAGCGGUUCUGAGGACUGGGACAACGAUCGAGGUUUUAUUGGGAGCGGGGAGCGGAUGGAGUUGGAAAAGCAGGUUAAAACAAGUGCCGGCGCGCCUGGAUACGGAAGCCUCAGGACCAGAGGCACCGUUAACAACCAGCGGGGAGCCAGCAGGAGUAAGAGCCAGGCACGGCAGCGGGAGGAGAACACCUCGAGGGAGAACCGCGUGUUCGCACCCCGAGACUCGGUCCUGCUCGCGGUCGAGGCUCUCAACCGGGUCGGGCUGCUGCCAUACAAUUUAUCCUUGGAGCUUGUCAUGGCCGUUGGGUCCGGACUCGGGGAGCUGCCCGCGUUCUCCACCUCAUCUGCGGGCAGCCCCGAGAGCGAAGACCCGCUGUCCUUCGUGGAGAGCGUGUGUCACACCGUGGUGGUGCAGGGGGUUUCCGCCAUGAUCUCCUUUCCACGGAACCGGGACGAGUUCGUCAAAUUGGAGUUCCUCUCGCUUGCGCUUCAGGUGCCAGUAGUCAGCGUUGUGCAGAGGGAGUUUACGCGCAACAGUGAGAAUCCUCUCCAUUUCCAACUGGCGAUGCGGACCGUGGAGGCCCCACCAUCCCGGCUCCUCUCUACCCUGCUAAUGAUGAACGGCUGGUGGGAUAUCAGUAUUUUGCUCUGUCAGGAUUGGGACAUUAGCGACUUCCUCCUCCUCAUCAACAACAGCACUCGCUUCCACUUGGGCGCUCUUGUCAAUCUGACAACUACCGCUUCAACCUUGUCAUCGGUCUCAUCUUCAUCAGGAGUGGCAUCAGAUGUGGCUACAGGAGCUGAGGCGUCUUCAUCAUCUUUGCCUUAUUUCUCCCCUGCUGCCUCAUCCUCUGCUUCUUCGUCCACUUCCUCCUCCAAAUUAGACCAGCAACAAGCUCUCAUGCGGCAGCUGGAGGCCUUGAGAGAACCUUCAUCCACAAAGAGUGUGGUGACAUUUGGGUGUGAGAUCCGCGAAGUGCGGCGUCUGUGGACGCUGGCCAGUCGGAUGACGCUCCCAGAGUUUCACUGGGUGUUGGGGGACAGCCAAAAUGUGGCCGAGCUGAGAACAGAAGGGCUGCCACUGGGGCUACUGGCACAUGGGGUCAUGGAGGCCCCUUCUCUGGAUCACUUCGUACACGACUCAUUGGAGCUAAUCGCGCGGGCUGUGGGCAGUGCAGCCAAAGAGAAUCCUGCUCUAGCACUCAUACCUGGGACUACUAACUGUAUGGAUAUACAAAAGAGCAACAGCAGCUCAGGGGAGUACUUGUCAAGAUUUCUAUCCAACACAUCUUUUGAGGGCCAGACCGGUUUAAUAUCCAUAGACACUCACAGCCAGAAUGUCAUCUCAGAGGCCCAUCACUACAUCUGGUCCCUCCAGCUGGACCCUCUAGGCCAGCCAACCUGGACCCGACUGGGACGCUGGCGCAGGGGGAAAGUUCUGAUGGACCGGCGAACUUGGCCAAGCCAUCAGGGAUUUGGGGCCGGAGGAGACUGGCGCCGAUCGGCACGGCUGCACAUGCGGGUCGUGACGCUGGUGGAGAACCCGUUUGUAUUUACCCGAGAGGUGGACGGGGACGGGAUGUGUCCCGCGGGCCAGUUGUGCCUCGACCCGCUCACCAAUGAAUCUUCGCUUUUGAAAGGAUUUUUCCAGAACCUUGCGGGCCGUAACGGGUCUGUUUCCACGGACCUGAAGAAGUGUUGUUACGGUUACUGCAUAGAUCUGCUGGAGAAGCUGGCAGAGGACAUGGGCUUCACUUUCGACCUCUAUAUUGUAGGCGACGGGAAGUAUGGGGGGUUCAAGAAUGGUCGCUGGACCGGAUUGGUGGGGGAUCUGCUCAGUGGCGCAGCCCACCUGGCAGUGACAUCUUUUAGCAUUAAUUCGGCCAGAAGUCAAGUCAUUGACUUCACCUCGCCCUUCUUCUCCACCAGCCUGGGAAUUCUGGUUCGUUCUCGCGACACAGCUGCACCCAUCGGUGCCUUCAUGUGGCCUCUCCACUGGUCCAUGUGGCUCGGCAUCUUUGUCUCCCUCCACGUCACCGCUGUCUUCCUCACCCUGUACGAGUGGACCAGCCCGUUUGGUAUGACGCCCCGUGGACGCAACCGCGACCGGGUGUUCUCCUUCUCCUCAGCGCUCAACGUGUGCUACGCCAUUCUCUUCGGGAGAACGGUGGCCAUCAAGCCGCCGAAGUGCUGGACGGGCCGCCUGCUGAUGAACCUCUGGGCCAUCUUCUGUCUGUUCUGUCUGUCCACCUACACUGCUAAUCUAGCUGCCGUCAUGGUCGGGGAGAAGACCUACGAACAACUGUCAGGGAUACAUGACCCAAAGUUACACCAUCCCUCUCAGGGGUUCCGAUUUGCCACAGUGAGAGAAAGCAGCGCAGAGGACUACCUCAAGAAGAGUUUCCCUGAGAUGCACGAGUACAUGAGGCGAUACAACGUCCCGGCAACCCCAGAUGGCAUACAUCAGCUCAAGAAUGACCCUCAGAGACUGGAUGCAUUCAUCAUGGACAAAGCUCUGCUGGACUACGAGGUCUCCAUAGACGCAGACUGUAAAACUCUAACAGUGGGGAAACCCUUCGCUAUAGAAGGCUAUGGCAUUGGCCUCCCUCAGGACUCUCCACUCACCUCCAACAUCUCAGAGCUUGUCAGUCAGUACAAGUCGGAUGGCUUCAUGGACAUGCUCCAUGACAAAUGGUACAAGGUUGUGCCCUGCGGGAAGCGCAGCUUUGCUGUGACUCAGACGCUGCAGAUGGGCAUAAAGCAUUUCUCCGGCCUGUUUGUGAUGCUCUGUGUGGGUGUGGCCUUAUCCCUCCUGACCACAGUAGCGGAACUCAUCGUGUACAAGCUGGUGAUCCCGAGGGUCAAGGAGCCACGCUUCAAAUACUGGCUGCACACAAGUCAGAGAUUACACCGGGCCCUCAACUCAGUCUUCACUGAUGACAAACUGCCGACGGUUACCAAGCCUGAGAAGAGGUGCAAUGAGGGAAACAACCAGUCAGCAUCUUGGAAUCCUGCAGAGUCCUCUCACUGCAACAGGCGUAGGGUCCUUCCACAAGAGAUGCAGAAUGACCUGGAGCACCAAUCCUCCCAGGAGCUUCCUUCACCGCCAUCCCCAUCUUCCCUGCCUUGUCCCCACUCUCUUCCCCUAUUGGAGAAACACCCGCCCAUAGUGACGAACUCUAACGGUCGUUCUGACCUGUUAGGACGGGGGUUGGGCCAAGUACUGGGGCCAGGGCAGGGGGGCUUCGGGCAGGGCCUCGCGCGCUUAGGGGUGGGCGACUGCGGCCCCGGCCUGGGUGUGGGCCGGAACCCGAUGGUUCAGGAGCUGUCAGAACUGGAGGGAAAAAUCCUCGUAAUCAAGCAGCAGUUGCAGUCAGCCAUGAGGAGGAAGCGAGAGCUAGAACAGUACCAAUCAGAAAACCAGCAAGCAAACCAGACUGCAUCCAGUCAGCCCACUACGCACCAGUCUAACCAGUUUGUUCAGUACACCCAGUCCCACCAGCAGACUAACCAACACACAAACACGCUCCCAGAGUUCUGAAGCGUUUCUCCUUUGUUCUGCCCAGAGAACCCUGGCUAUACACGGGACUUGUUUCCACAACCUCCAGUAUAGGUUAAGGAAAAUAAUGAGUUUUGGAGUUGGAACCUUCACGGAUUUCUUGGAGUUGAAUCCUCCGCUAUAGGCUCAGGAGUUCCCCCUGAACACUGGACUGAAACUUUCUCCAGGGAUCCGAUCCUGCUCUGUAACUCCAGUAGAACAUUUCCUGACUUCUGGGAAUGUGAGAUUGCCUUCGAUGAGAGGCAGUGGACAAAGGUGAACCAGGGACCCUGAACCAAAUCUGUUCUCACUAGCUUGUUGCUGUCACUGAGGCGCUGUGCAAACCUUCCUCUUCUUAACCUCCCUUCCCCCAUUUUCUUCACCUCAUUGAUCCCUUCAUUUUUUUUCCCAUUAACAUCCAUUCCUCCUCCCCUUCCUCUUGCCCCUCUCUUCCCAUUCCCUCUAUGCCUCGUCUCCUCAAUGGUACAGAUUUGCUUGCCAUGAUGAUAAACUUGAGCAUAGAUAUGAAGACUGGUACUGAAGAUUAAUGGGCGAAUUCACCUGAGUCAUAUGUUGAGACUCAUUGAGAGUAUAAAUGACCUGAAGUUGAACCCAUCCAUAAAUCUUUAAGUUAAGUCAUUAUGGCCUUGUGCUGAAACCUUGUAUCUUUGAGGGGGGAAAGAAAAUAAAUACACCUGCUUGUGAUUGGUUGAUUUUACCGCGGAUGGCCUAAAGUUUCUGGCCUUUGACAAUGCAUUUGAUGUGGCUUAGGUCAUGUUUUUCUUGUGUGUCUUUUUAAGGGUUUGUGGUGCAGUUGUUAAGCGUAAAAUCAGAAAAAAAAGAUAUAAAGCUUCAGCAAAACACCACUAUGUUCUUCAAGAAAUCUGGUAGGCAUCUUGUGGUGGAUCAAGAUCUUAUUUUAGGGAUCACUGUAUAAUGUUGCCCUGCACUUCACCGAUGCACUUCUAGUAGAAAGCUGCACCUACGAGUCAUCGGUUAACUUGUCAUAGUUUGACUUGUGGUCAAACUAUGUGUUUUUCGUCUUCAUAAUAGAUUCACAGGAAAAAAAAAAGAAACUGGAUGUGAAAUAAUAAUAUGGUAAUAAAUCCAAGAGUCUUCAGCCUUUUCAGUCAGGGACCCACAACAGGAGCUUUAUACAACAGCCUCCUGAAUUCAAACCGCUCUUCUUGCAAUCUCUUGACACAACAAACACAAAACUACCAUUCAGUUCUUGGUACAAGGCCAUGUUUGAAUAGUACAUGUAAACAUGAAUAGACCACUUGUCAAACUCUGACAUCUUAUUUGAAUAUGAUGAUCAUUCACAACUGAACACACUGAAACAGUCCCUCUGUGACAAGACAUGUUUUCUUGUAUAUUUUCUUUGCGUUUGGAUGUGUUCUGUUAUUAAAAACGUACCUCUCCUCUUUGCACUUAAUCUAAUUGAAACAUUUUUGUCUAACUACCUUACACAUCAUUAUGUAAUUUCCAAUACAUAUUAGAAAGCAGAACGUAUGUUAGGAAGUCUUUCAGCCUUGUGCAUAUUUACAUUUAAGUUGACUUCUUAAUAGAUACGCCUCCAUAACCUAGAAACUGUUUCAAUGCACUAUUAAACUCAAGAACUUAAGGGUUGUGCUUUCACAUAUAAGUAAAUAGUGUACAGAACAAUGGCUGCCAUCCAGGGCAAAUCAAUCCAUCCGUUUAUUGAGGAUUUAUUUGCAUAAAUAUUUAUGUAUAUUCCUGUUUCCAAGUUGGCCAUUGAGAUUCACCUGCAGUUGCUCAUUUCCUCCCAUCUAAAUUGUUUCCAUUAUGGUUUAAAAAACACCCUGCAGUUAUAAACAUAACCCACCCACUGGGAGCUUUGCUUCCCGCCUCGAAACGAUAUUUGGUUGUUGCACUAUUCUCCACUCAUAUUGCUAGGGGACAGCAAUUUGGGCAGGAAGGCAUACUCAGAAUAGCCAAGGAUGACAUUUUAAAAACACACGGCAUGGUCAAAUACUGCCACACACACACACACACACACAAACACACACACACAGCUGCUAUCUAUUUAGCCAGUGUGUCUGCAGGGUAAGCGCAGGCUGUCACAGCUGAAAUGAAUACCUGACAGAGCAAAAGAGCAAGUGCAGUGGCUGAGCCGUCAGCUUCCUUUGUGUCU